GGGGAUGAAAUGUUCUCUGACAUUUACAAGAUCAAAGAAUCACCAAAUGGGAUGUUAUUGGAAGUUGAGGGAAAGAUGGUUAGUAGAACGGAGAAUAUCGAUGACUGUCUGUUGGGGGCAAAUGCGUCGGCGGAGGUGCAGGAUGACGGCUGCGAGUCCAGCACAGUCAGUGGAGUGGACAUUGUCCUCAACCACAAACUGCAGGAGACAUCCUUCACCAAGGACUCAUACAAGGGCUACAUCAAGGACUACAUGAAGGCGAUCAAGGCUAAGCUGGAGGAGAACAACCCAGACAGAGUGAAGCCUUUCAUGGCUGGAGCUCAGGAGGAGAUCAAGAAGAUCAUGGGCAACAUGAAGAACUACCAGGUAACUACUAGUUACAGCUAUACAUCUACUACUGCCUACAGCAAAUUCAGCUACACAUAUAUUCCUCACAUCACAACUAUUUGUGCUCAGUCAAGCUGUGAUGACACCUUUGGAGGAAUGGAGUUCCAGGCCUACGAAAUUCAACAGUUAUGA
Messenger RNA from Oncorhynchus nerka (sockeye salmon), 519 nucleotides. RefSeq names its product translationally-controlled tumor protein homolog. Bases 10 to 519 code for a protein of 169 amino acids. The record is from RefSeq and is a predicted model, not a curated record. Gene Ontology annotation, molecular function: calcium ion binding. The transcript is spliced from 3 exons. Gene Ontology annotation, cellular component: cytoplasm. Lineage: Eukaryota; Metazoa; Chordata; Actinopteri; Salmoniformes; Salmonidae.